CCCAGCGCCGACGGACUGCGGAGUCCCCCGGCGUGAGGCGGCGCGACUGGGCCUGAAGAGGAGUGGCGGGCUCGGGCUCGGGCUGGGCCGCAGCCGCGGGGAUGAGUAAACAGGACGAGGCGGACCGGACGAUAUUUGUGGGCAACCUGGACAGCGGCGCCCGGGAGGAGAUCCUGUUCGAGCUCUUUCUGCAGGCUGGUCCGUUAACCAAGGUGCACAUAGCCAAAGAUAAGGAUGGCAGACAGAAGACCUAUGGGUUCGUUUGCUUCAAGCACACAGAGUCGGUGCCAUAUGCCAUCACCUUGCUAAAUGGGAUCCGAUUAUACGGUAGACCAUUGAAUCUGCAGUAUCGUUCUGGAAGCUCCCAUACAGCAGACCCAAGUGUGCCAUACCUGGGAGCAGACAGCACUCUGUGUCGGGCACCACAAGACAACUCCAGGAGCCCUCAAUUCCAAGAUGGACCAAGUUCUUCGCUGUUUCUAACUCCACCAUACUCUAUGAACAACAGCUUCAGCAGUCCUGACCCCUACUAUUGGCAAGCUAUAAUGAGCUCUUACGCACUGCAGCAGUACCACUUGAACUCCCAGAUGCUUCAACAGCAGCAGCAGUACUACCAGGCAGUUUCACAACAGAUUGGAGCCCCGGUGCCUCAGGUACCCCACUUCAGUCAGCUGCAGAACUUUAUGGCCAGGCCCUGCCCUCCUGCACAGGACAGCUGGCCGUCGUGGGACCCAGACCAGGGGAACGGUCGCGACAGUGGAGGAGGCAGGAGCGUGGAGUCGGACAGUGACAGUGACGGCAGAAGCCACAAGUUCCAGGGCUUCAGCAAACACACCUACAAGAAGCACAAAUCCAAAAAGAAGAAAUAUUGACAGUGGGAGAGGGGCUGGUCUGGAGGGAGCAGCAGAGGACGUCGCCCUCGGAGGUGUGUGCAUGAUCAGACCUCACCCACAGAAACUGACAUAAGCCGAACGUUCUGACAUUGUCAGGCUGGGUUGGAUGGGAUGCACAAGUGCAAUGUUAAUUUGGUGGAGGAUAGGCCUUCACGAAAUGACCACAGUGUUGUCAUUGGCUUCGGGGAAGUGUGGGAAUCAUCUGAAAGACUAGGCCACCUAUACUGUGAAAUGACGUCCCUCCAAACUUGGGACACAUCCAGAGAUGUGUAUUGGAGAUGUAGACUGCUGCUAUUACUACUACUACCACUAACGGGAGCAAUUGGAAUUAAUGAAUUUAAGAGCAUUGCACAAGCUAUGCAUUGUGCAUCUUUCUGUUAUAUUGGUUUGGAGUGUUAUUUCCUUCCCGUGGUGACUGAAUGAAGUGUAACUAACCCUUGCGCUUGGGGAAGCAGAGGGGUAAAUUCACCAGCUCUAUGUGACUGGUGGGCAGGUGCAUUUGAAGAUAGGGGGCGUGCACAGUGUUCCUGGUCUGACUCUGGUUCUCGCUGCCUUCAAGGGGAGGCCAUGCUGCAAGCUUGAAAUUGCCAAGUUUACUCAUUAAAUCUGAACUGGCUAUUUGUUUGUCACUUUCAGAAAUUAAAUGCUAUUGCUCUCAGUUUAGUCCUAAUGUUAAAAAAAA
Molecule: messenger RNA, 1575 nt
Organism: Pristis pectinata (smalltooth sawfish)
Lineage: Eukaryota; Metazoa; Chordata; Chondrichthyes; Rhinopristiformes; Pristidae
Product: splicing regulator RBM11-like
Exons: 5
Coding region: 102-872 (256 amino acids)
Biological process (GO): regulation of alternative mRNA splicing, via spliceosome
Cellular component (GO): nucleus
Molecular function (GO): single-stranded RNA binding
Source: RefSeq, a predicted model, not a curated record